Nerophis lumbriciformis (worm pipefish) is the source of this 1110-nucleotide messenger RNA. Lineage: Eukaryota; Metazoa; Chordata; Actinopteri; Syngnathiformes; Syngnathidae. The record is from RefSeq and is a predicted model, not a curated record.
AUGGCGCUACCGGUGCGUGCUAAGCUAACACGACAUCUCCUCAGGUCGUCUAAAAGGUUCUAUCAACUUAACCAAAGGUUUCUCUGCGACGGCGUCACGUCGGAAAAGAAGGAGCCAUCUUCAGGAACCCAACGGGUUUUCUCCGGCAUCCAGCCAACGGGCGUCCCCCACCUGGGCAACUACCUGGGCGCCCUGGAGAACUGGGUGUCCCUCCAGGACCGCUACCCAUCGGUGUUGUACAGUGUGGUGGACCUCCAUGCCAUAACGCAACCCCAGGAUCCCCAGGCGCUCAGGGCCAACACACUAGACAUGGUGGCCAGCCUGCUGGCAUGCGGCGUCGACCCACAAAAGGCUAUCCUCUUCUGCCAGUCACAGGUGCCCGAGCACGCUGAACUGUCAUGGAUCCUCGGAUGCCUGACCAGCAUGCCGCGGCUGCGACACCUGCCACAGUGGAAGAUGAAGAGCAACCAGAGGAAUGAAGGCAGCGUGGGUCUGUACACAUAUCCUGUCCUCCAGGCUGCGGAUAUUCUUCUUUACAAGUCCACGCAUGUGCCCGUCGGCGAGGACCAGAUCCAGCAUCUGGAGCUGGCCCAGGACCUGGCUCGAAUCUUCAACAAACGCUUCGGCGAUGGCUUCUUCCCACAACCCCAAGCUUUGCUGAGCUCCACCCGAAAGGUCAAAUCCCUGCGCGACCCUUCGUCCAAAAUGUCCAAAUCAGACACACAGACCAUGGCGACCAUUUACAUCACAGACUCUCCAGAUGACAUCGCCCUGAAAAUCCGCCGCGCUGUCACCGACUUCACCUCGGAGGUGACGUACCAUCCGGAGACGAGGCCUGGGGUGUCCAACCUGGUCAGCAUCCAUGCCGCUGCCGCCGACAUAGAUGUGGAUGAGGCCGUGUCAAGGGCCCGAGGUUUGGACACGGCGGCAUACAAGAAUGUGGUGGCCGAAGUGGUGGUCCAAAGGCUAGGGCCCAUUCGGGAGCGGUUUGAGCAGCUCAGGGCCGAACAUUCCCACCUACAGGCCGUGUUGGACAAGGGGCGGCGAAAAGCAAGAGAGUUGGCCACGCCCGUGCUACAGGAAGUUAGAAGAUUGGUCGGAUUCUGUUGA